CCCCAGGUGCUGCGGCUGCUGAACCUGUCGCUGGCCCCGCGGCCGCCCCCCCGCGCCCCCCCGGCCCCCCCCGGUUUCCCGGCGCUGCGGGAGCUGAGCCUGGCGGGGGCCGGGGGGGGGGUGGGGGCCGCGCUGCUGCGGCGGCUGCUGGGGGGGUCCCCCCGCCUGCGGCACCUCGACCUGCGCGACUGCGCCCGCCUGCCCCCCCCCGCGCUGCCCCCCCUGCCCUGCCCCGAGCUGGAGCAGCUGUACCUGGGGCUCCGGCGCGGGGGCGAGCAGGUGCCGGGGGGGCCGGCGGGGGCCGCGGCCGUGGCCUGGAAGUGGCGCCGCAGCCUGCGGGAGCUGGACUUGGCCGGUCGCGCCUUCGGCCAGCAGGACCUGGCCCGCGCCCUGGCCGCCUUCGGCCCCCGCUCCCCCCUGCGCUCCCUCGACCUGGCCGCCACCAAGGUCACCCCCGGCGCGCUCAGCGGCCUCCUGGCCUGCCCGGACCUGACCUACCUCAACCUCUCCUCCUGCCGCCACCUGCCCCGCGGCACCAAGAGGCCCCACCGGGGUCGCCAGGAGGUGCAGCGCUGCCUGCGGCUCUUGGCCGACCUGCCCCACGGCGCGCCCCCCGAGGGACGGGGCGAGGAGGGGCGCAAGGAGGAGUCGCUCGGUGAGGAGGAGCCCGACGAGGAGCUCGAGGAGGAGCCCCCCCAAUGGGGAACCCCCCAAUGAGCCCCCCAACGAGGAGCCCCCCAACAAGGAGCCACUCAAUGAGGAGGCCAAUGAGGACCCCCCCCAAUGAGCCACUCAACGAGGAGCCCCCCCCCAACAAGGAGCUCCCCAACGGGGAACCCCCCCAGUGAGGAGCCCCCCAACGAGGAGCUCGAGGAGGAGCCUCCCCCAAUGGGGAACCCCCCAACGAGCCCCCCAACAAGGAGCCCCCCAAUGAGCCGCUCAGUGAGGAGCCCCCCCAACGAGGAGCCCCACAACGAGGUGCUCAAUGAGGAGCCCCCCCAAUGAGGAGCCCCCCAAUGAGCCCCCCAACAAGGAGCCACUCAAUGAGGAGGCCAAUGAGGACCCCCCCAUGAACCACUCAAUGAGGAGCCCCCCAACAAGG
Molecule: messenger RNA, 1102 nt
Organism: Chroicocephalus ridibundus (black-headed gull)
Lineage: Eukaryota; Metazoa; Chordata; Aves; Charadriiformes; Laridae
Gene: FBXL6
Product: F-box and leucine rich repeat protein 6
Exons: 3
Source: RefSeq, a predicted model, not a curated record